UGUGGCACAGUAGCCAAACAAGACGUCAAGAUGGGCUACUCGAACCUCUUUAGCCACGUGCUGAAGCAGCACCCCGACUACGUGGCCACGCUGGCGAACAGCGGCUUCAACUCGGGGACGCUGGUCGUUUUUAUCGACCAGAAGAGCCAGACCGUCUACUGCUGGCUGGACUUUGUCACUGAGUGCAACCUCCCUUUUUCGUUCUGCGAACACCCGACUGUGGACAAGUACACGACGAUGAAGCGGAUUUGCACCGAGACGCUGUUGAAGUACGCGGUCUUGGUGACCAAGGAGGUCGAGAUUGGCAUCAGUGCGUUCAUCACUCUCUAA
Molecule: messenger RNA, 330 nt
Organism: Phytophthora sojae
Lineage: Eukaryota; Oomycota; Peronosporomycetes; Peronosporales; Peronosporaceae
Exons: 1
Source: RefSeq, a predicted model, not a curated record